AUAUUAAUUUGUUUGGUUAGUGUUUUCAAUGGUAUUGUUUCAGGAGUCGUCAUGGAAACCCUGGCUUGUAUCUCUUGCAAUGGACGUCAUCAGUCUUCAUCUUCAUGGUGGGUUAGUUCAUUUUAAAACUUCAGAGCCUUCCGAGAUGCUUCGGAGAAGAUUGGUUCUCCUGUUGUAUUUACUGAGGUCACCAUUUUAUGAGAAGCACACAAAGGCUCUUCUUUUUGCUUUCCUUCAAUACAUUGCAUCACAUGUCCCACUUACCUCAUGGAUAAUAAAGCCACUGGUUGAAUAUUUACCAGUUUGGAAAGAUAUCUAUUCUUACAACUGGAUGUCAUGACUUAAUUAAUUUUGAGUGUAUAAAAAUAAUCAUAAUUAUUAUUGGCUAAAAUUCUAAGAAACAAAUCACUCUCUCUUUAUCAUUAUUAUUAUUGAGUAUUAAUGGUUAUGAAUUAAAUUCCAAAUGCUAUGAUGCAGACCAUUGCAAAGAA
Molecule: messenger RNA, 491 nt
Organism: Amphimedon queenslandica
Lineage: Eukaryota; Metazoa; Porifera; Demospongiae; Haplosclerida; Niphatidae
Product: peroxisomal membrane protein PEX16-like
Exons: 4
Coding region: 29-340 (103 amino acids)
Biological process (GO): peroxisome organization
Cellular component (GO): peroxisomal membrane
Source: RefSeq, a predicted model, not a curated record